AUGCCACGUGGCAGAGCCAGCCAAUCGUUUGACGGCAGCAUAGUCAUUCUUCGCCAACGGCUGCCGUUGGCCAGAGAUUUCUGUUUGUAUGUGCUGUUGAAUCAGGAGAGGCUGGUGUGGUACGCCAACACAGAUCCAGCAGCGUACAAGGACCUUAACAAGACACUGGAUACGGAAUUCAAGGAUAUCCUGGAGGUGAGCGAUAACCUUCUCAAUGCAGAUGCCAGCCCAGUCCCCAACUCUACGCCCGGCCAAAGUGCGAGUGGAGAGACCAUAACCACCGAGCGAGUCUCUGAAAACCCCUUCGAGAAAUCAUUUUGCUUCCACAUCUUUCGUCUGCAAAGGGACAUUCAACACUUCACCGUCAAUCACAUCCGCGGACAGCUCGCCGUACGACUACCCUAUAACAACGUUAUUGAUGACAAGUUAGUUUGUAUAGCUUCGAGUAUGCAGUCGGGGCAGGAAUUGGGAGGGUGUGAGUCUAUACACCUACCGCAGAACAUGGGUGUGCACCUCUCGCCACAAUUCAGCGCAGAUUUCUCACUUAUGGUCGAUAGAAUGGUGAAGAGUGAUAGGGAAGACCUACGAGUUACGAUCAGAGAUAUUCCGCUCUUAGCUACUUACUUUCCUAUGGCAUCCUUAGCAGCCUUCAAACUCUUAAGUAGUAGUGGCGCAGUGGUGUUGUUGCAGUAGUUCGUUUACUUCUGCCAAUCUUGUACUCUAAAGCGUGC
This is a messenger RNA of Sphaeroforma arctica JP610, 731 nucleotides long. RefSeq lists its product as hypothetical. The transcript is spliced from 4 exons. Lineage: Eukaryota; Ichthyosporea; Ichthyophonida. The record is from RefSeq and is a predicted model, not a curated record. The coding region runs from base 1 to 693 and encodes 230 amino acids.